AAGCAUCUGUGUACUGAAGCCUAUUUACAGUCCAGUUAAUCAGUAAACUGGAAUCAGUGAAGCUACCCAUCUAAGCAAGUGCAAAACACUUUUCAAAAGGUUUUCCUGGACUAAGAGAAAGAAAAUGAGGGAAAAGAGCUGUGUGGCGCUACCAGAGCUACAGAAAUAAUCUCCUGUGUCCACGGGGACCUUCCUAACUUCCUCCCAGUUGCUGUGACACUGGUGUGUCCCCGGGAGUCACUGAGCCGAGCUGCUUCUUGGCCCCUUGAGUUCUGACCCCUGAGGCGGACACGCUCCGUUCUGUCCCUGAGGAAGCCUGGCAAGAUGUCGGACUGCCUCACAAUCUUCUUCCAUCUCCUGCUGCUCUUCAAGCUCAUCACCCCCAUCACCUUCCGUCACCACCGCUACGAUGACCUUGUGCGGACGCUGUACAGGGUGCACAACCAGUGCCCGCACAUCACGCGGAUCUACAGCAUCGGGCGCAGUGUGAAAGGGAGACACCUCUAUGUGCUGGAAUUCAGUGAUUAUCCCGGAAUCCAUGAGCCCCUGGAGCCGGAAGUCAAGUACGUGGGCAACAUGCACGGCAACGAGGUGCUGGGCCGCGAGCUGCUGCUGCAGCUGUCUGAGUUCCUGUGUGAGGAAUUCCGCAACCGGAACGAGCGCAUCACCCGGCUCAUCCAGGACACGCGCAUUCACAUCCUGCCCUCCAUGAACCCCGAUGGCUACGAGGUGGCCGCUGCCCGGGGCCCAAACGUGUCUGGAUAUCUGGUUGGCAGGAACAAUGCAAAUGGGGUGGACCUGAACCGGAACUUCCCUGACCUCAAUUCCUACAUCUACUACAACGAGAGAAACGGAGGCCCCAAUCACCACUUGCCCCUUCCAGACAACUGGAAAAGCCAGGUGGAACCUGAGACCCAGGCCAUCAUCCAGUGGAUGCACACCUUCAAUUUCGUUCUCUCAGCCAAUCUCCACGGAGGUGCAGUGGUGGCCAAUUACCCCUAUGACAAGUCCUUUGACCAUCGGGUCCAGAAUUUCCGCCAGCCUGCCAACACGCCCACUCCCGAUGACAAGCUUUUCCAGAAGCUGGCCAAGGUCUACUCCUAUGCACAUGGGUGGAUGCACCAAGGCUGGAACUGUGGGGACUACUUCCCAGAAGGCAUCACCAAUGGGGCUUCCUGGUACUCCCUCAGCAAGGGCAUGCAAGACUUUAAUUACCUUCACACUAACUGCUUUGAGAUCACACUGGAACUGAGCUGCAACAAGUUUCCCCACCAGGAGGAAUUACCGAGGGAAUGGCUGGGCAAUAGGGAAGCCCUCAUCCAAUUCUUAGAACAGGUUCACCAGGGUAUCAAGGGAGUGGUGCUUGAUGAGAAUUUUAACAAUAUCACGGAGGCUGUCAUUUCUGUUGAUGGGAUUAACCAUGACGUCACUCCUGGUAAGCACGGGGAUUACUUCCGCCUGCUGCUUCCAGGUACUUACGCCGUGACUGCCAGAGCGCCUGGGUUUGAUCCACAGACAACAACUGUGACUGUGGGUCCCGCAGAACCAGAAGUGGUUAACUUCCAGCUCAAGAGAAGCAUCUCUCAAGCAAGCUCCUUGAGGAGAGCUCCAAGUGGAGGCCAGCGAGGCCGAGUGAAAGCGCAGCCACGCCUGGCCAGAAGGAAGGAGGUGGAGGGGAAGCUGCCGCGGAGAGGCCCCGCCUGAGCCUCGCAGAGCCUGCCCGCUGCGCUUGGAGCGGAUGAAACUCACUUCCUGUGUGAUUGUCCAGGACAUAUUUAAGUCUGAGUAUAAGCUAUCCAAACACUGUGGAACAGUCAGUCUCUGGACAUCCCAGGGCUGAGGCCUCCCUAGGCCAUCAUUAAAGGAAUCAGUGUCCACCGGAAACAGAUACCAUAGUGUUGUGGGAGGGAGACCCCAUCCUGGGAGUCAGCUUUAGGAUCCGUGCCUGCUGGCGCAGGUUAUAUGCAGGGACUGGUUCUGCCUUCAGACCUAGCGCGGAGCUUACAACAUCACAGUGCUCAGUGAAGACAAGAUGUUGGCUGCGGUGCCAAGGUGAUCCAUCCUCCAUGCCAGGAGCAAAACCCAUUUUUCUGGAAUCCCAGGGGACCAUUUAGCAAAGGCCAAUAGUUUCUCAAUAAGAGGAGGAUUUGACAGGCAAACUCACAGCCCCAUUGCCACUCAUCCCUAUUUGUAGGCACUGUAGACAAUAUGCACCUUCUAAAGCAUUUUCUGAAUGGGCAAGCAUAAUGCAGAUGCCCGGAGGGUGGCUCUGGUUCAGUUCUGGGCCCAGUAUUCUGCACUGAGUUCCCAGGAACAUCUGGUUUGUGCCACAAGCGUUACUAAGCAGAUUGGAUAUUACUCAAGGUUGUGAAGUGUGUGUGGUUUUUCAUUGCACAGGUCACAGCACACGUGCUCAAAGAUUCUCACCAGAUGUGAGGGGACCUCCUAAGACCCUGUCGCCAUAGCUGGGUGGGGCCUGUCUCUCAUGCACUCCCAUGCAGAGCUUACAGCCGGUUAGACCAGGCAGGUUUCAGUUUCCUGCAUCAGGGCAGCUCCUCUAAAUGAUAAUUCCCACUCCCAGCAGAAAAGCAGGGGUGUUGGUGCUACAGGUGUUCAGAGUUAGGACGGACACAUUGUUUAUAUCUUGGUUUUCUGAAUGGGCUCUCAAUCCUUGGUCAAAAGGAGCACAGAAGGAAAAGUGAGUUCUCUCCUUAGGAUAAAAGACUCAUCCUUUCUUUAGAUGUGUAUUUUCCUCUUUCAUCUCAGUUUUCAUUUCAGGCCCCUCUGGCUGGGCUUCUUGUCCUAGGGAGGCAGCUACUUGACAGGGCUCUGUUCAACACCAGUGGAGCUUAGAAACUUGAUCUGUGAGAUUACCACAUGCACCUAGGCUCUUCCAGACUGAAUUUAUCUUGCUUUAGGGACCCUUGGUUACAAGGUGACUUGUACCAAGAGCCGAUGUGUCUAAAACAUGGUCUAAGCGCUUCCCCUGGCAUAGCCACAGAAUUUCACUCAGUCAUGCAAGGAGUGGGAAUGAGCGCUGGCUGGCUGGCUGUAGC
Ochotona princeps (American pika) is the source of this 3056-nucleotide messenger RNA. It is a transcript of the gene CPN1, whose product is annotated as carboxypeptidase N subunit 1. The coding region runs from base 325 to 1704 and encodes 459 amino acids. Gene Ontology annotation, biological process: proteolysis. The transcript has 9 exons. NCBI's taxonomy places the organism in Eukaryota, Metazoa, Chordata, Mammalia, Lagomorpha, Ochotonidae. The record is from RefSeq and is a predicted model, not a curated record. Gene Ontology annotation, molecular function: zinc ion binding; metallocarboxypeptidase activity.